Phymastichus coffea is the source of this 4785-nucleotide messenger RNA. RefSeq lists its product as uncharacterized. Gene Ontology annotation, molecular function: ubiquitin-protein transferase activity; ubiquitin binding; metal ion binding. NCBI's taxonomy places the organism in Eukaryota, Metazoa, Arthropoda, Insecta, Hymenoptera, Eulophidae. Gene Ontology annotation, cellular component: LUBAC complex. Bases 630 to 4514 code for a protein of 1294 amino acids. The record is from RefSeq and is a predicted model, not a curated record. The transcript is spliced from 9 exons. Gene Ontology annotation, biological process: protein linear polyubiquitination; proteasome-mediated ubiquitin-dependent protein catabolic process.
UAUUCCGCGCGGCAUCUCGGAAAAUCUCGCCAUCCGCUUGCCCCGCCGACUGUCGUGGUCUCCUUCUUCCACUCGUCAUCUCGAGCGCGCGCGUGUGGAUUUGAAAAUAACUGCGACCGAGAAAGAGAGAGAGCGAGAGCGUCGCGAGCCUAUUAAUAGCGCCGACUCGCGUGGUGUCUCUGUCGCGCACCCGCGCGAUCCACGGCAGGCCAGAGAACGAGAGCGAACGAGAGAAGCGAGCUUUAGGGAAAGCUGCGCCGUUGGCUGCUCCUCGUGGAAAUCCGAGUUAGUUUAUUUGCACUGGCGCCCGUGACAACAUGUGAGCCGGCGGUCGCGGCAAAGAGGAUCACCCGACAAGCCCGCCGUCCAUCGUCGGCCCCGUAGUGUGUGAACCCGACCGAACAGUGCCAACAGUGUCGGUGCUCUAAAUCAGGUGUGGCUCGGGAACAAAAGGGAAAAGUUGGCCGAGCAAGCAUUUGGACGACCGAGCGCGGCUAUGCUCACGAUUCUGGAAGUGGAAGCAAGCAACGCGCGGCCCGUUCGCCUGUAGGGGUUUCUAAAUAAAGCUUCCGGCCGCGGCAGACAAGUGCAUCGCCUGCUCCGGCCGGCUAUGUGUGCGAGUGAGCGGAAUGGUGGAGCACACGAACGCAGCGACUGGCUUACCUCAGUCGCACUCCCAGUCGCCAAAUGGGUCGCGCCACCGGCGCUUCUCGCUGCUCAGGUGGUUCCGCCCGCGUCGUCGCGAACCCGGCAAGUCCGCUAAGCGCCGGCCGCGGGCGUCUAGCUCCAGCAGCGACAGCGCCUGCAGCCUCGACAGCCUCUACAGCACCGCCACCGUUCGCAGCUUCGCCUUCCACAGCGGUGCGCGCAAGCAAGCCGUCGAUGCCGCUCUCCGACUGCAGAGCGCCGCGGUCGGGCCGUUCGCGCCCGGUGCGGUGAAGCUCGCGGCCAGCGGCCGAGUCGAGGCCGCCGCCGCCACCACCUGCACCCUGCCCAGCGGAUUCACGCAGGCGCGGGACCUGCGGACUAGGUACGCGCUCCACCCGGCCCACGCCUUCGUUUCCUACGACAACCUGCCCAGGCCCCGGGGCAUCCUCGACGGGCCGAGGAAUGCGCGCGGCGGGGCGCCGACGGACGCCGCCGGCAGUGGCAACAACGACACCUUGACGUCACUCGACUCGUCGACCUCGGGCUCGCGGAGAGUCCACGUGAAAGGCAAGCGCCGGGCGCCCGAGCCGCCAGUCGAGCGUGCGCUCGGGGCCAAUGCGGCCGGCGGCGCGAACCAAGCCAGACGCAAGCGGAGGCCGGCGCCCAAGCCGCCCGGACACACCGACACUCUCUCCUCGGAGGCGUCCGCCUCGGGCAUGGACUCGGCGCUGACCGCCCCCGGCAAGGAUCUCAGCAACGACACGCUCGUGUUGCGCAGGGGCGUGCUGCACGCCAAGGCCGACGCCAACUGCUCGCCCGAUCGCUCGGCCAGCGCCUCUCUCUGCGACUCCGACAGCAACAGUGCCGUGCUGACCCCCAAGUUGGGAGGCAUGACGCCGCGACCCUGGUACAAGCGCAACGUGUUCGGCGACCACGGCUCUAGGGAGCGGUCGACCGCCAGAAGGACGACCAACGACGACCUACUCCGCAACUUCUCCGCAGCCCAGGUCGUCGUCGCGGAGACGAGAGACGACAACCUGUCCUCGAACUCCAGUUCGCCUACGCUCUCGCAUCCGACGUCCUUCCCUUUCGAGGGCUCGCUCUCCAGGCUGGGCUUCUUCAGGCACCACGGCGACGACAAGAAGAAAGACAGCAAACGUAAGUCCGGCGUCUCGAUACUCACCAACAUUAGCGAGCUGGACAAAGAGGCCGCUGCCAUUGUGCAAGAAGAGCAGGCGAGGAACCGCACCUCGACUAUUCUACAAGCCGCUAAACUCGAGCGAGAGGAAUUCGAGAAACGCAUGGCUGCCAACGAGAAGAUCGUCCAAGAGAUCGUCAACUCGUCGUUGGAGAAGUCGCCGAGAAGAAGCGCCGGAACCCUCAUCGGAAAAUUCAAUGGUUUGGGCAACAUUCCGAGAUUCGGCGUCCACUCCAACUUCUUCUCGAGACAGGGCAGUGCGUCGCCCAACGCUAGACGCUACAAUCGACGCGUCGACGAAGCGGAACGAGAUUUAUCCCGGUUCUUCCCUGCAAAAAGACCUCCACCGCCAAAGAUGGAAUCGGCAACGCUGUUCGCGGAAGUUAUCAACCCUGGAAAGAGGAAUUCGUCUGCAGCCCAGUUGGGGAAGGUGACUCGAGCAUCGGAUGACAACAGCGACUUCGCCGAGACACUGGCCAAAGAACUGGACGACGUGGCCACGGGGAUAGCGCGACUGCGACGCGAGCUCGAUGACAGACCGAAAUUGCUCGAAAAUGCGGCCAAGCCGAAAGACGAGUCAACGAAGAAACCGAGUCCCGCCAGCGAUCAACAGCUGGCGAACUUCGACAAAGAGUUUAGCAAAAUCUUCGACGAGAUCGACCGCCAGCUGAGACCUAGGAACAGCAGCGUCGCGGUCAGCGUUAUAAAUAAUCACGGCAGCAGCGGCGCCUCCCCGUCCGACAGUGCCGAGGGAACGGCGAACGUGAAAAAAGACGACAAUAAUGUCUCUUCAGCGUCGACGAAGACAAAGACUUGCUCGGAAGACGUGGCAAAAAAAGAAGAGCCAAAGACGGGCGUCGCACGUAUAAGUGGCGUCGACGACAAGACGACCAACGAUCUAAAGGAGAUGCUCAAGGAAAUGAAGCAUUCUCUGCCGAAGCAGCGCCCGGGAGCGAAAGCGGAAGCGGGCAAGGAGAGCGCGAAGCCGCGCAUUAACAGACCGUCGACCAGCGGUAAUGCAGCCAGCGCCGGUGGCAAGGCCUCCUCCGCAAAAGUGUCCUCGGGCGUGCAGACGAGCGGAAACGUGCGCAGGAUCGUCGUCAAGCCUGGCGGGAAUACCUACGCCAACGUUAAUGCCCGGGAGCAGCCGCGAGUGAAGAUUGAUUUACGACUGGCAGAUAACGCGCCGACGCCGCUGGCCGCGGACACAGCCAGCACCGCCGCGGCAGUGGCCGAGAGGCCCGAUAAAAGGCACGAUGAUAAGAGUUUUGAGGAGAUCAAGGAGCACUGCAUGAACACGCUGGCUGUAAACCGAUUGCUGAGGAAACUAGAAGCAGCUAUCGCGUCGGGAAAUCAUCAGCAAGCGGCAGUGCUGGCUAAAGAGUUAGCCCAGUUGAAGAUACACUGCUCGGUGGUGAGACAACGAUCUUGCGACGCCAAGGAAAAGCUCAAGCUCAGCAUGUACAUCGAAGACAAGCAAGCUCACCAGGGUCCCAUCCCCUUGCAGCUUCCAGCCAACAUGACGGUGGCGCAGCUGAAAGCCAAAAUACAGCUGGAGUUUGAGAUCCCGGCCAACGUGCAGCGCUGGAUCAUCGGCAAGAAUCUCGCCGACGACGAUGACGUAACACUACGGGAUUUGCAAGCAGCCGAGGGAUCUGCGGUAUUCCUGUAUCUCGUGGCGCCACCGGAUUUGCAGGAUAAAGAGACGAUUAAGGAGGAUAAAGAGCGCGAGAAACAAGCGGGGCGCGUAAUAAACGAAAAGAAUGACGAGCGCGAGAUAAAGGCGGAAAUUAAGCCCGAGACUGUUGCUGCUGCUGCUGCCGCCGCCGCCGCCACCGCAGAAGCUAGUGCUGCUGAGCCGCUACCUCGUCAGCCAAAUGAAGACUCGCUGCCAAGGGAUGAGAAACUCAAGCGCUAUGAAGAGCUGAUGUCACUUGAAAACUGUGAUGUUAUUAUAACUGCCGAACCAAUCGAGUGUCCAGUGUGUUUGAUGAUUACUGUUCCCGGAGAGGGUGUGACAUUACGCGAUUGUCUACAUACGUUUUGCAGGGAUUGCGUGAUCAACGUUGUGCGCUAUUGCGAGGAUGCAGAGGUAAAAUGUCCAUACAGAGAUGCUGACUACACGUGCGAGUCGACGCUGCAGGAACGCGAGAUUAAAGCUCUCGUCAGUGCAGAAGUGUAUCAGCAACAUCUAGCCAAAUCGAUAGCGCAAGCGGAAAAUAGCGCCGGCAACAACGCCUUUCACUGUAAGACUCCCGACUGUCCGGGCUGGUGCAUUUACGACGACGACGUCAACAAUUUUUUGUGCCCGGUCUGCAAAGUUAAUAAUUGUCUUACCUGUCAGGCUGCCCACAUGGGUAGAAAUUGCCGUCAAUAUCAAGAAGAAUUGAAGUAUUCCAAGGAAACUGAUCACGAAUCCAAAAGAACAGCGGCGAUGCUCGAAGAAAUGGUUUGCCGCGGUGAAGCCUUAUCAUGCCCGACUUGUGCUGUUGUUCUAAUGAAGAAGUGGGGCUGCGAUUGGCUUCGUUGUUCUAUGUGUAAAACAGAAAUUUGCUGGGUGACGAGAGGACCGCGUUGGGGACCUGGGGGUAAAGGUGAUACUUCAGGAGGAUGUAAAUGUGGAGAAAAUGGAGUUAAAUGUCACCCGAAAUGUAAUUAUUGUCAUUGACGAGGUGUCAAUGACUGUAUCGUAAAACAGCUUUUAUCUGUACGAGAAAAAGAAAGAUGUAUAGAUUCUUGCAAUGCGAUUAAUUAAAGAAGCGUUCGUUGAAUUUUAAUCGAGGGUAGAACCGAAGGAAGUUACUGAGUGAUAAUAAUAAUAUAAGAAAACUAAUUUCAAAUUUAAUUAAUAUUCUUAUUUAUAUUCUUAUACAAAGGAUUCUAGUCGCAGUUUACGUAAUAAAGCUUUAUGUAAACCUAUAACGCGUAAUAAAUUAUCG